AUGUUAGGGUACUUGCUUUCCUGGUUCAAAAGUGAACCAUCAUCUCCUGAAGUCAUCAGCAAGGUCCAAAGUUUGAUCAAUGCAAACAAAAUUGUGGUUUUUUCAAAAUCUUACUGUCCAUAUUGCUCACAAACCAAGCAAUUGUUGAACCAAGUUGGAGCCAGUGACGUGAACAUUAUUGAGUUGAACAAUGUUUCUGAUGGAGCUGCUAUGCAAAAUGCAUUGCAAGAGAUUACCGGACAAAGAACUGUACCCAACACUUUUAUAAACCAAAAACAUAUUGGAGGAAACAGUGAAUUGCAGCAGUUGCACCGUGCAAACAAACUUGUGCCAAUGUUGUAG
Meyerozyma guilliermondii ATCC 6260 is the source of this 342-nucleotide messenger RNA. Its product is annotated as glutaredoxin. Bases 1 to 342 code for a protein of 113 amino acids. The transcript has a single exon. Gene Ontology annotation, cellular component: cytoplasm. Gene Ontology annotation, molecular function: glutathione disulfide oxidoreductase activity. The record is from RefSeq and is a predicted model, not a curated record. Gene Ontology annotation, biological process: cellular response to oxidative stress. NCBI's taxonomy places the organism in Eukaryota, Fungi, Ascomycota, Pichiomycetes, Serinales, Debaryomycetaceae.